GACUCGCCGGGCUGUGUCCACCCUGUGUCACCGCCGCACGCGCUGAGCCAUCUUGUGGCCUCGAGUGGAGGUUUGUCUCUCAUGCCGGCGAAGGUCCUGCUUAUUGCCUCUGUCCUUGUCGUGCCCGCACAGGCUCCGCCACCGACGAUUCACCCGGACUGCAAUGUUGUGUGCGUUGGCGUCCCCUGCGGGACGUUCUACGACACCACUUGCUCAGAUCAAGCGGUAAAGUUGCCAUCGUGCAACUGCGGGAAUUGCUGUCGCCCAGACCCGCCCGCCACCCAAGCGGUCGCCGCUCACGCAACGCCCGCUGCUCAGACGCCGGUCUUCACCACGCGUGGGCCCAACAGUGUGGUCCUCUGGCAGCCUCCUGGCCCGGGCCGCAAGGCUGGCGCGUGCGCUGGGCCGACGACGAUGCAAGCGGAUCCCAUCUGGCAGGCGGUGACGAUCGCCGAGUGCCAAGAGUACUGCGCUCUCGACAUUGAAUGCGUCGCGAUCGAGUUCACGGAGUUCGUCCCAAAGUGGCAGCGCUUGUACGCACGAGAGUAUGCACGCUGCAUGGCCAUCGACUUGCCCUCCAAAGUCACGCACGUCUUGCCGCGUCCCGACGGCGCUCGCUGCCUCGUCAAGCCGGCGCGCGGUCUCUGCCCUCCCCCAACGCGCACUUGCCCGUGCUGCUGGCUCGCCGGGCCCGGCGUCGAUUUCAAGUACGGCAGCACGCCAUGCGCCGAGCUGCAGAACGCCGACUCAGCAACAUGAACCUCGAAGGUGCCAAACUGGACGGCGUGGACAUGCAGUGCGCCAAGCUGGACGGCGCGUCGCUCAAGGGGGCCAGCUUUGGCGGCGCGAAUCUCAAGUCUGUCAGCUUCGUCGGCGCCAACCUCGACGGCGCCGACUUCACCCAGGCCGACGCCAACUUUGCAGAUUUCAAGGGGGCCAACCUCAUGAACGCGAAGUUUCUUGAGGCCACCGUUGAGAGGGCCAACUUCAAGGGCGCCCUGGGACUGCAGUUUGCCGAGUUCGCGGGAGCAAACGGGAUCGAUCUCGCCACAUGGGGCCCCGGAGGCGUCGCGGGACGAGGGGCGCUGCCUCCCCCGCCCCCGCCUUAGACCGCCCACCCACUAUAGGGAGGGGUGGAAGAAAUGUGAAGAUUCGGAUUUGUGAAUAGUAUUUGCACGCGCCAGUUCGCACCUGUGUCGAGCCUGUCUGCUGGGCAAGAGAUUUCUUUUGUUUAAAAAUUCCUAUUUGUG
Messenger RNA from Emiliania huxleyi CCMP1516, 1250 nucleotides. RefSeq lists its product as hypothetical. The transcript has 4 exons. Bases 756 to 1109 code for a protein of 117 amino acids. The record is from RefSeq and is a predicted model, not a curated record. NCBI's taxonomy places the organism in Eukaryota, Haptophyta, Isochrysidales, Noelaerhabdaceae.